This is a messenger RNA of Penicillium paradoxum, 1203 nucleotides long. Its product is annotated as DUF3237 domain-containing protein. The record is from RefSeq and is a predicted model, not a curated record. Lineage: Eukaryota; Fungi; Ascomycota; Eurotiomycetes; Eurotiales; Aspergillaceae. Bases 1 to 1203 code for a protein of 400 amino acids. The transcript has 5 exons.
AUGGGUCGUACAGUCGACCAGGAGGUGCACGCGGCGUUUGUCGAGUUCCGCGCCAAGGAAGAUGACAAGUGUCUCUCCGUUCAGUGUAUCUACUGUCAACAAAUUCGAGCAAAGAAUACCUCGCGACAGAAACAACAUCUCCUCGAAUGUCCCGGUCUGCGCGGCCACCCCAACGCGCCGCAGCCUUCUCAGCCCGCCCAGGCCGCCCCUAACGGAAUCGGUCCUCCCAAUGGCUACCCCGGAACUCCCAGUGGCCCAACAACCACUCCUGGUCCAGCUGGACCUAAUGCUAUCCCAACUCCCAAUGGCACCCUCAUGACCAAUGGUGUCAACCCUCAUGCUACUCCAUUGCAGGCCCCGCUGCAGGCCCUUCAGAAUCGCACCGCCAUGGCCACCCCGGUCCCACCUACUGGCGCUCCCUCUGCGCCGCCAAGCGCCGCGCCCUCGCGUCCGACUCCCAAGCCCAAGGCCAAGACUUCGAGUUCGAGCUUGCCCGCGCCUCCGCUGGACGAUGUGCACGCGGCUUUCGUUGAGUUCCGCGCAAAGGAGGAAGAUAAGUGUCUGUCUGUCCAAUGCAUUUACUGCCAGCAAGUUCGCGCGAAGAACACUAGUCGCCAGCGCCAACAUUUGCUGGAAUGUCCUACCUACCUGAGUGUUAUGAAAGAUUCAAUCCCCGCCAAUAACUUGCUUCACACAUUCCCCGAGGGUGAUGUCGCUCGUUCACUUCAGAUCCCGGCUCCGACGCUGGAGCUCGACUUCCGCAUGAGCAUCAAAAUGAACCCUAAGGUCUCCGUUGGUCCUGGUAUCUGGGGCCAGAGGGAGUGGGUCUCAUUCAUCGGAGGCCAAUGGGCUGGUCGAUGGGGCAAGGGAAUCGUUUUGCCUGGCGGUCAAGACACACAGAUCGUGACCAAAGAUUCCACUACCAACCUUCGUGCCAAUUAUAUUCUUCAGACCGUCGAUGAGCCACCGGCGUUUAUCAUCGUGCGCACAGAAGGAUGGCUAACCGGCGCCAAGGAUGUUCUUGAGAAGGUCAUUGAUGCUAACAUGGCCGAUGGGGUUAACCCCGGAAGCUACAAAUAUCGCGUCAACCUCUCCAUGGAGACUGGUGAUGAGCGAUACACAUUCUUGAACACCUUGAUGUGGAUUGGCAGCGGUUGCCGCCGAGGUCAUGAAGUGAUUUUCGACUCGUUCCGUGUCAACUAG